AUGCGCUCCAGGCUUCGGCCUCUUCUUCCGGCCAGUCCCCGGCCUCGGGGUCAACGGCUCAGGGGACCCCCUUCUUCUGACUCCGGGCCCGGACCCCCCUCCUCUCACUCAGGGAAAACCGCGCAGGGACCCAGGACCCUCAACUGGGGCGACCUAGAGGGCCCCAAACAUCAGUCCCCAAGUACCCCCGCUGCUGAGGUCUGCCUGCACAGCUCCCUCCCUGCCUCAGCCAGAAAGCAAAGUGCAAGGACCAGCAGCAACUUGUGUGCCUGGAGCCUUGCAAUGGCUACGAAGAUGGCUGAGAUUCCUUCUAGCCCAUAUGAGCCGGGACAGCGAGGCAUGAAGGAUACUCAGAGAGGUGAUGCCCCUCAAAGAGGAAGCCCAGAGCCCCGAAUCCUGCAGUUGGCCCGAGUGGGAAACGUAUAUCUGAAGGAGGAAAGCUCAAGGAGUGGGCGACUGGAAGCUAAGAAGUGGAUCCCAACAAAGUUCCUUGAGAACCUCUCUGUCCCACACGUUGACCUCGGUGGAAACCAGCUUUGGUCUGGAAUACAGCUAAAAAUGCAGAAAAUGUGGUUAGAACUGCAGGAUCCUGGUCUCACUAAUAGCUGGAAAGAAAACGGUUUAUAUAUCCAGCCGAAAUCUUUCUGCUCAACGAACGCGGGCGCCAGCCGUGAGAGGAGAAGCUCGGGUUUGUGGAAACUGGCAAUGUUGUCCCCUGAAGCCGGCUCGGGCACCAAGCUGGGUGCGGUGGGGGCCGCGCUAGGUCCGGGUGCGCACCGAGCGCUUUGGAGAGGGUCAGGUUCAGCACCGCGAACAGCGGUAGCCUCCGCCUCUCUCCUUCCCUGGCAGACACGGUUCCCUCCUCCUUCUCCUCACCCCCCUCCUUCUCUUCACCCCCCUCUACCCCCUGCUUCCGGGCUUCAGGACCCGGGCCGGCAGCACCGGCUGCGAGGGUUGCCGAAGGCGCACGGAUCUGGGCGCUGA
This is a messenger RNA of Homo sapiens (human), 984 nucleotides long. RefSeq lists its product as uncharacterized. The coding region runs from base 1 to 984 and encodes 327 amino acids. The transcript has 4 exons. The record is from RefSeq and is a predicted model, not a curated record. NCBI's taxonomy places the organism in Eukaryota, Metazoa, Chordata, Mammalia, Primates, Hominidae.